Molecule: messenger RNA, 1863 nt
Organism: Drosophila simulans
Lineage: Eukaryota; Metazoa; Arthropoda; Insecta; Diptera; Drosophilidae
Gene: eIF2D
Product: eukaryotic translation initiation factor 2D
Exons: 2
Coding region: 104-1795 (563 amino acids)
Biological process (GO): formation of translation preinitiation complex; translational initiation
Molecular function (GO): translation initiation factor activity; RNA binding
Source: RefSeq, a predicted model, not a curated record
UAGCCAAAGCAGCACCCCCGAUUGCCAGUUAUUUGUUUUCACUGUGCAUGUGUCCAUUCCAAACCAUUACACGAACUCCUCAAGUGCACACCACCAACUACAGAUGUUUCUCAAGCCGUACAGACCCAAGAGCAGUGCUGCCCUCAAGGGAUCCGAUAGCAAGAAGUUCCGGCAGCGCGUGGAGGCGGCGUUCCCCCAUGUGUCCGUGGAUCAGCUGGUGCCGGCGAAGGCGGCGGUUACCCAGGUGAAGAUCCUCACGCACGGCGGAGUUCAGAGCGUGGUGUACUGCGUGGACAAGCUGCCGUUGUUCUUCGAGCUGGACGGCGGUCAACUGGUGCCCACCCUGUACACCCUGUGGAUCGUUCCGGACAUCCUGCCCUAUUUCACCACCCACGAGGGUGUGCUGCCCAAGCUGACGAACGGAGCGGACCUCAUGCUGCCCGGAGUGGUGCCCCUGGGCGUGGGACUGAGCAUGUACGGGCACUUCAAAAAGGGACAGUUGAUGGCCGUAAACCUCACAAACAACAAAUCUGCAGUGGGCGUGGGCCAGUUGGCUCGCUCCAGCGAUGAUCUGUACAUGUGCGGAGGUCACGGUGUGGCCAUCAAGAUGCUCCACCUCUUUGGGGACAAGCUCUGGUCGCAUGAGCCCAGUCUGGUGCAGCAAAUCCCGCUGGUCAAGACAAAGGCCUUGUCUGGCGAGGAUUUCCCUGCUCUUGGGUCUGAGGCGGAAAGGAGAAAGGCCGCCAGCCCAGCUACUCCCGCUCCUGUGUCCUUCGCUUCCGUGGCCCAAACAGAGGAACUGGAAACGGAAACUGCUGCUAUGACCUUGGAAAGCCAGGAAGGCCCCGAGUCCGACGAAGAAGCCGCGGAGGAAGCGUCACCGGAACUUAUACUCAAGAACGCCUUCCUCUCCGCCUUGAAAAACAAUGGAAAGAAGCUGCCCCUGCCUCUGCUGACGAGCAAUUUCUACAGACUCUAUGUGGUCACGGAGGCCACGGAACAAAUCGACCUAAAGAAGACGCGCUACAAAAAGCUCUCCAACUUCCUGGCCGAAAUGGUGGACCAAGGCUUCAUUGUGGUGCGGGAGGAGAGCAAGGGAGUGGAUAAGAUCACAUCUGUGGACCUGGAACACCCCGAAGUGGUGAACUUUAUAACCGAUGUCAAGGCAGGCGAAGCCAAUGGAGCGGCGUCCGAAACGCCCCUCUUCCACUCCGAGCUCAAGGAGAUGUACGUAGUGACCGAUGUCACGGCAGCCUUCUUCACCAAGCUAAAUUACAAGCGGGGCGAGGGAAUCCCGGCGGGUCAGAUCAAGAAGAUUGUGCGGGAGUACGUGAGCAAACAUGGCCUCCUCCAUCCGCUGACCAAGCUGGUGCGCCCCGACGACACUCUGAUCGAGCUGUAUGGAAACAGGGAGGCUUCGCUAAGCGAGAUGUGCUCCCUCAUCACCAGCAAGAUGGAGCACUCCUAUCAGAUGUGCAGUGGCAAAGACACGAGCGGCAAGCCCCUCAUCCAGAUGUCCCUGGCCACGCGAUCGGGCAACAAGAAGGUGACGCUGGUCAGCAACAUCGAGGCGUACGGCAUCAUCCUGGCCGAGUUCAUCAAGCUGUGCAAGCAGGGUGCCGCCGCCAGCACCAGUGUGGUGAAACUGCCGCACCAGAAACACGAGCAGCUGCAGAUCCAGGGCAACCAAGUGCGAUUUGUGCACACGCUGCUCACGGAAACGUACAAGGUGCCGCCCAAGUGCAUCCUGGGUCUGGAACUGGCCAAGGACGGCAAAAAGAAUAAGAAGAAGUGAGCCGGACAAUAAAUGAAGCCUCCUCCGCCUGUCCUCUGAGUGUAAUAAUAAAUUAUUUAUUAACUGUA